Trichobilharzia szidati is the source of this 841-nucleotide messenger RNA. The record is from the annotation of a GenBank genome assembly. Lineage: Eukaryota; Metazoa; Platyhelminthes; Trematoda; Strigeidida; Schistosomatidae.
AUUUGCUGGAGGGCUUGAAGGUUGCUCUGAAGGUCAACAUCAAGUUAUUCAUUUUCGCAGGACCUCUGACGUCUUCAUCAAUCCAGUAUGUUAUCAUAUGAUGCUGAAAAAUAUGUCAACGAUCCUAUUAUUGAAAUGCAGUGGGCUGAAAAGUGUUUCCGUCAUUCAGAAGCUUAUUUCCAGUUGCUUUGUUCAGCUCCCAACUUGUCGCAACUCAGACUGACUGCUAUAGAUGACGUUAUAUUUGAAGAAUUUAUGAAGACAUUUAGUGAUUUAAAUUUAUCUAUCAUUUCGGAAGAUUUGUUAAAAUCAAGGGAGUCCAAAAAAAAAUGGUGGAUAUUUUGUAACAAAUUUGAAAAUAAAGUUGAAGACUUCAACUUUGGAACUCUGUUGAGACUUGAUGCUUCGAAAGGAUAUUGUCCAGAAAACACAUGUGUUGUGCCUAGAAUACAGUUCCUUGCAAUAGAAAUUUCGCGUAACCGUCUUCAGAUCAAUAAUCAAGAGAAACUUAAACAAUUAAAAGAAUAAGCAACUUCACUUGUACAUUUGUAUAUUUAUUUAUUCUUCAUUGCGGUGGUUGUUCUCAAACAUUCGUAUGUUGCUUUUUACUGGCAGUCUGUAUCAGCAUUGUUUCUUACGUUGAGUUUUAAAGAUUCUAGACAAAAUCAAAACCCAGAUGGUUUAUCUAAAUUUCUUUCUGUAAUAUACUUUAUUCAAAUAUACUGUUGGUCACACCUUAAAGUGUUGUACGUAAGCACACAGUCAAAGAAAUAAUACUUUUGUAUCAUUGUUUUUUUUGUCAAAUAAAAGUAUUCUAAUAUAGAUUUAUAAUCUACCAGUG